This is a messenger RNA of Monoraphidium neglectum, 1791 nucleotides long. Its product is annotated as Phosphoglycerate kinase. The transcript is spliced from 10 exons. Gene Ontology annotation, cellular component: cytosol. Gene Ontology annotation, biological process: glycolytic process; gluconeogenesis. Gene Ontology annotation, molecular function: ADP binding; phosphoglycerate kinase activity; ATP binding. The coding region runs from base 1 to 1791 and encodes 596 amino acids. NCBI's taxonomy places the organism in Eukaryota, Viridiplantae, Chlorophyta, Chlorophyceae, Sphaeropleales, Selenastraceae. The record is from RefSeq and is a predicted model, not a curated record.
AUGGACGCCCCGAUCGCCGUCUCGCUGCGCGCGCGCGGCCUCACCGCGUUCACCGACGACCGCCUGCUCCGCGGCGAUGCGCGCACGCGCGCGCGCGCGGCCGGCGCCGCCUUGCUGCGGCAGGCGAACCGGCAGGUCGCCAGCCUGUUCUGCGCGCUGCUCGCCGCGGUCGUGUCGCUGCCGCCAUGGGCCUGGUUCUCUGCGGCGCUGGUCAGCCUGGCAGCAGUCUUCUUUGUCACCAGCCGGUCAGCCGCGUUGACUGAUGGGCUGGUGACACAGUUCUCGGUGGGGAUCUGGCUACUCACCGCGUACAUGGCGGCCGCCGGCGUCGCGCGGCGGGAUCGGGGCGCCGUGCUGCUGGGGCAAGUCAAGGCGUGCCUUGUCAGCGUCGACGCCCUGGCGGCUGCGCUACCACCCGCAGUGCCGGCCGACGGGCCCGGCGGGGCCGCAGACCACCGUGACGGCCUGCGCGCCGCGUCCAUGCGCCUAAUGGACGCGCUACACGGCUACCUAGGCGGCCCGCCCCGCCCCAACACCGAGGGGUUCAGCUGGGGCCUUCUCUCCAGCGCAUCGUCCCCCUCACCAGGCCUGUACAAGCUCUCGCUGGACAUCGGCACGCGCCUGCGGCGGGUGCAGGCCGCGGUAGGCGCAUUGGGCGCGGCGGCAGCCGGCGCCGGCGUCGCCGCGGGCGGCGGCGGCGGUGGCGCGGCGCACGUCGCCAUUCUGCAGCAGGUGGCCGCCCUCCACGCGGCGGUGGAGGAGCUCUCGGCGUUGAAGGAGCUCAGGACGCCGCUGCUGCUGCGGGCCACGGCGCGAAACAACGUGGUGCUGGUGGCCCCGAUUCUCACGGGCUCCGCGCUCGCCGAGCUGGCGCGGUCCGCGCCCGGCUCGGCCGCGUUCGCGUGGUCUGUCGCAGUUGGCUGCAUGCUCCAGCUGCUGCUGGCGAGCCUCUUGGCGGUGGCGACCCACCUGGAGGACCCUUUCGCCAGCCCCCACCCCGACGCUCUCAGCCUGUCAGAGGCGCGAGACAGCCUCGGCUUUGUGAGUGUCAAGGAGGAGGCUAAGCAGCGCCCCUUCCACGGCCCUGCGCCCUUGCCGCGCGUUCUGGGGCCAAGGCGCACACCACCUUCGUCGCAUGUGGGGCCUGCGGAUGCCGCGUCGACGGGUGGCGCGGCGUGGGCGGGAGCCGGAGCAGACGUGGAGGCCGGGGUGGGCGGCGACCAGCAGGCGGACGGCUUGGCGCGCGGCAGUGCGAAGCCCCUGCAGCAGCAGCAGCAGCACCAGCAGCAGCACCAGCAGCAGGAACCAGAUCAGGGCCAACACAGUCUAGAGCAGCAGCAGGAGCAGCAGGAGCAGCGGCGGGAGCAACAGCAGCACCAGCAACUGCAGGAGCAGCAGCAGAGGGUCGGCCGCGCCCGCCUGGUUGUCAAGGCGGUCAAGAAGUCCGUCGGGGAUCUGACCAAGGCUGACCUUGAGGGCAAGCGCGUGUUUGUGCGCGCCGACCUCAACGUGCCGCUCGACAAGCAGACCCUGGCCAUCACCGAUGACACCCGCAUCAGGGCCGCGGUGCCCACCCUGAAGUACCUGCUGGACAACGGCGCCAAGGUGCUGCUCACCUCCCACCUGGUGAGCGGGAACUUCCCGGCGAGAAGCCCGGCGGGGAGCAAGCCCCGGCCUCGACGGCGCGGGCGCAUGAGCAAGGCGCUGUCGGCGCACGGCGGCGGGCAGUCCGGGCGAGGCUCCGUCGUUCUCAAAGACCAAUGCGGGGCGGCUGGUCUUGAGUGCAAAUAA